AUGGCUUGGCAUCUACUGCCCGGAGAGCUGCGCAACAGAAUCUACGAAUACGCCCUGACGGAGCCCGGCGGUUUACUAUACUACAAGCAUGAAGGUGCAGGCCGACUCUGCGCGUAUCGGCAUGCGCAAGAAAAGGAGGACGGCGGAGAAGAGAUAAAAGCCACGAAUCAGCUGCAAUAUGUCAACUGCGAGCUGCGCGCUGAAACAAAAGGACUUGGGCUCUGCUUCAAUAACAUCACUUUCGAGCCUGCUUCGGAGGAUGAUUUAUUCGAAGACUGUGUGCAAUUUCUCAACGAGGUCUCGAUUCGCCAACGCUCCCGGCUUCGUUCCCUCACUAUCACUGUAUAUGGCCGGCAACGAGUCCUCCAUUUCGCUGACAGCCGUUGGUAUCCGCUCCUCCACAACUUCGCCAAAGACUAUCCGGACUGCCAGAUUAGGAUCUGCACCGACGGUCUCAGUCAGGGCUCCAAUUAUCUCAUAUAUCGCGCCGUGCUGCUCGCCGUCAUCACCCGACGAGACGACGAGACAAGAAGGGGAUUGAGCAUUUUUACUGCUAUGACUCAAGAUCUAUUGUUGGGCGAACUCAAACGCAAAUAUCCGCAGUUCUUCGUUGAGGAGUAUUUGUCCCUUAUCGGAGGGCCGGUAGCGCCAAAUAUACGAUUCUUUCCUGCCGACCUUGUCUUCAAGCCUGAUAUGUUCCGGAGCACCCUUCAGCGCUCGAAAGGUUUUACGGAUCUCAUUGCCUCAUCGAUUGCGGGAGGCAUGGACGCAUGGAUGGAACGAGCGCAGGAGAUCUACGAAGGUGGAAUUUGA
Messenger RNA from Trematosphaeria pertusa, 813 nucleotides. RefSeq lists its product as uncharacterized. The record is from RefSeq and is a predicted model, not a curated record. The transcript has a single exon. Lineage: Eukaryota; Fungi; Ascomycota; Dothideomycetes; Pleosporales; Trematosphaeriaceae. The coding region runs from base 1 to 813 and encodes 270 amino acids.